UCCUUUCUGCCAUUCGGUUCUUUUGAGCAGCUCUUUCAAAGAAACGGAUCACCUAGUCACUACCAACGUUAUCAUCUACAUACACGUAUUGUUUAUUAUGUCUUAUUUUCCUCUUCUAAGUUUAAUCAAUAAACACGUUAUUGAUAAUACUGUGUCCCAGUUUAGUUUGAUUCCGCUUAUAAAAUCAUUACAGUUUUCAUGAAAUUAAGUUUUCGAGAAGUUUUUCCACUUGCUUUUUACUAACGCGUGCAUUUUUCAAUCAUAUGGUGAACUCAUAUGGUACAUGUUUCACAACGUUUCAUUCGAAAGAUCCGACUCGAAAAGACGAUCCAUUCAAAAGAUCCGAUUCGCAAGAACGAGCGAUUCACGAAUCGGUCCACGAACGAUAAUGCUGUAGAUUUUGUUUGGUUUGUGUCGCUUUAGUGAUUUUAGCUUAGACAGUCGCAGUCGAAGGACAGUGUAUUUGUCUGUCUGUCUCGCGUGAAGUGAGUCAUGUGUUCGCUCAGGUUCAUGGUCAUGUAUGUGGAUGAGUCUGUGGAUGUGUUUUACUCAGACGGGCGCAGACUGCAGCUCUCGCCCUGCGGCUCUGAGUUCAUGAUAGAGAAACACAUGUCACCUUCUGCACACCCGCUGCAGCGCAGAGAGACAGUCAGACAGAGAUCAAGAUUCGCCAUCAGCGAGUAUAAGACACUGGUGGUGAACGCUUUGGCUUUCAGAAACAAGUAUGCAACUCAUCCAUAUUUGCCUGAGGAGCUCAUAGCUGUGGAAUUCAACAAGCCAUUCACCAGUGCCGUAACUGAGGUGGACUGGCCCGGGCCUGGCUCCUGCACCGCCGGGUCCCGUGGAGAGAUCACGGUCUGCUCUGUAGAAGGACACGCCAAACUCGUCCUUUUGUCUUCUGCAGAAGAGUUCACAGUGGACUUUAUCUGUCGGUCCAGCCAGAGUGAUGCAGAGUCGCGGUACCUGCAAGGUCACCACCACAAAAGCACAUGUUCAUUAAGUAGCUUGUCGGUGAAGGGUUUAAAUGUCUCUGAAGCCUCAGAGGGCGCUCGGAUGGACCUUUCCGGGUCAAAAGCUCGUAAUACAGAAAGGCUGGAUUCAGCAAGUUUGAAGGCUGGGAAGGUGAACACGUACACCAGAGUGAUCCAGCAGUUUUCCAGAGCGCUUUACCCGCAGGUGUGGAGCUAUCCUCUGUCAUUAGCAUACCAGCAUUGGGAGUCCCAAAAAACUAAAAUAAAUACGGACAAUGGGCAAAAAGGAAAAGAAAAAGGGUUGAAAACUCAGCUUCCCAAAGCUUUGCCUCUAAAGUGUCCCUCUCCUCAUCAGCACAGGUGGCGUUAUGACACUGUGAAUCCUGAUUUGCUGGAACAGGAAGAGGAAGUCACAGCUGAGUUGGUGAAAGUGGUCUGGUGCAAAGGCAUCAUAUACCGUAUAAUAGAUGGAGUGGUACCGAUGAUAGAGAUCUCACCUGGUGAUGGUUCAGUCAUCAGAUCUAAUGGAGUUCUAGCCGAUUACUUCACACAUUACAAAGCCGGAGAUGCGAUGGAGUGUGUGUAUUACCUGUGCGCUCUCCCACCUGAUGUACCGGGUCAACUUUAUUCUGUUCGGUCUGUCAUCACAAGGGCCAGCAGGAUUCUGAAAUGCUUCACCCAGGCCAGAAGCUCCCUGAGGUCCCCUCUUUCUCUUUACUGCUGGAACGAGCAGGCUGCGGUGUGUGAUUGUGUGUGUGCGGUUCAGGAGGUGACGGUGGCAGGUAAAGGACAUUUUAAAGCUCUCUCAGACGGGACUGUCGAGGUCUUGUUUCUGGAUGGAGUUAGAGCGCAGAUGAAGUGGAAGUCCGAGAUGUACACACCUGCACAGUUUGGAGAAAUGGAGCAGAGACUCAAGACGGAAACCAGACCGACUCACAGGUGGUGCCAGCUCAGUCUGCCAGAUGGACACCAGACUCUUGUCCAAGUUGAGACAGACCAAACUUACCAAAGGUACGUGUCUUCAGUAGUGCAGUGGUGUGACUGGGUAAAACAGACGGAGCAGAGCGUGAGUGCAGUGGGUGUGGCUCUCUCAGACCCCGCCCAUUCUGACACACCUCAGCCAAUAACAUACAGAUCUGUUGUUUCUGAACUGGAAAAGAUCAAGAGGUUUAACUUUUUACUGGAGAACAAUCCCCUCUUGCGUCCUGCAGGAAGAUCUUUGAGCGGUGAGCGUUCUUCUGACCGACCUGAGAUCAAACUCUCAGAGAACUGCAUCUCUGAGGCUCUGCAGAAAACCUCCAAGGCCAUCCAAGACAUUGAGACGCUCUUAUCAGACAGACCGUAGGAUUGUAUGCAGACACAUUAUUCAGGCAAAUGAAAAACAUGGCUGCAAGGGAAAACUCACUAAACCUGGCAAGAACAUGCCUGGGUCAUAUUUCAUACCAAACCUGCAAUAAACCAGCUUAUUUACUGCAAUACCCAUUUUUAUUUUUAAUUUGUGUGUG
Messenger RNA from Puntigrus tetrazona (Sumatra barb), 2476 nucleotides. It is a transcript of the gene c5h5orf34, whose product is annotated as chromosome 5 C5orf34 homolog. NCBI's taxonomy places the organism in Eukaryota, Metazoa, Chordata, Actinopteri, Cypriniformes, Cyprinidae. The transcript is spliced from 12 exons. The coding region runs from base 493 to 2316 and encodes 607 amino acids. The record is from RefSeq and is a predicted model, not a curated record.